AUAAUACUUUAUUAAUCCCGUAGGGAAAUUGAUGUGAUGCUUGCUCGGAUAGACUCUGCCUCCCUCAUGACUUUGAAUUGGAAGAAGCGAUUAAAAGAUGGACUAUUGAACGUGAAAGAAAGCUUUACAUGUGCUUACAUGUGUCUAUUUUCUUUGUCCGUUAAGAGCAUCUUCCUGUAAUUUCUAAUCUAAAAGCUUGGUAGGGUUAACUGUUUUCUAUUCCACUUCGUUUUUAUAAUUAUAAUAAGCUUUGAAAUAACAAAUGUAAGGUUAAGACGACAAAACAUUUUUUUUUAAAGCAGACUAAUGGAGAUGCAAUUUCAUCCGUCCUUGAUUCAAUUUUAUUAACUGAUCUGUCAUACCAAACAUUAACUCAAGGUGGCACCUGAUUGUUUUUUAUUUACACUGGAGGCCUUUAGAGUUGCAAGUUAAAAACCCACGUUAUAAACCACCAAAAGGCACUACAAUCUAUGGAAAAUCGCAAGGAAAACAAGCUGCGAAGAUAAAUUAUUGCUGUUUCGAGUUGUAUGCGUUUCGUGAAUUAAAUGAGUUUAACAUUACUAUUCUCUGGCCAGAAAGUUAAAAAUUGACAUCGGAAAUUACGUUUUUUUUGUAUGGUUAAGAGAACAGAAGCUCCACUUUUUUGGUGGUGGUAGCUGUUGGGUACUGGUAUUGCUUUUUAAACCGUAAAUGCGUAAUUCUUUUGACCUAGGAAGCACACUUGAGAUCUCAUUAUCGUAUACUCUCCAGUCUGUCUUUUUGAAUAAAGCGAUAAUGGCAAGCAGGUGUGUUAACCAUGUCUUCUACCUGUUUCAAUGCUUACGUUCCGGUUACUGAAUUUCUGCAGUUUACGGCCAACAUCACCAAAACCAAAUUACGUGAUCAAACCGAUUAAAGAGACUGAAUGGUGCUCUCGUUUCUCGUUUCAAUGAAUGGGCUCUCGUUUCUAGCUUUUCUUAUUUCCAAAUUCAGGUUGGCUGAGACGUAGUUGAAAUUAAUUGUAGCACAUUCUGUUACUUACAGUAGGUCAGCGCAGUAUCACAAUGACUUCAGAUGGAUCCGCCUCCUUGUGGUUAUAAGGAUCUCCAAUCCAGAGGUGCAGUGCGUGUUCGUGCAGAAAGUUCAAUGAAUUUGCUAUGCGUCGCCUAUGGGAGCGGCUACCUGUGUCUGCCGCUGCAUGUGCUGUAAAACCAUGACUUCUGACGGCUGUGAUUCUGUCGACACCUUGGGAAAUUCUUCGUCGGGUGCGAUGUGGGACCCCAACAUCUCAAAGACUAUGCGUGAAGUAAACGGCAGUAAAAAUCCCGAAUGCGGGUCGGUUUCGGUCGCGUUCCCCAUAACUAUGAUGAUAACGGGAAUGGUUGGCAAUUCACUGGCUAUCAUGCUGGUUUACAUUUCUUACCGCAAGAGAGAAAACAAGAAAAAAAAGUCGUUCCUUCUUUGCAUAGGGUCCUUGGCACUGACCGAUCUUUUUGGGCAACUUCUGACGAGCCCCAUUGUCAUAUCUGUGUACAGGGCAGAUCUCAAAUGGUACCGCGUCGACCCGUCUGGAAGAUUGUGCGCUUUCUUUGGGGUAUGCAUGACAAUGUUUGGGCUCUGUCCACUUUUUUUAGCCAGCGCUAUGGCAGUUGAAAGGACGUUGGCCAUUACCAGUCCGCAUUGGUACUCGAAUAACAUGAAAACAAGCUUUACAAAGUUGGCAUUAGCUUUUAUUUGGUGCAGCGUGUUUCUCUUCGCUCUUCUGCCCAUCGCGGGAGUCGGACAGUAUACUUUGCAGUGGCCGGGUACCUGGUGCUUCAUCAGCACAGGCGACAGUAAUGUUGCGGGCAACACGUUUUUUUCUAUCACGUUUGCGGUUCUUGGGAUUUUCUCGUUGAUUGUGACUUUCUCCUGCAACGUGGUCACCAUCAAAGCAUUAGUGUCCCGGUGCAAAACCAAGCCAGCCUCGUCUCAGUCAGGCAAGCAAUGGGAGAGAUUAACUGUGGAAACUGUUAUCCAGUUGAUGGGGAUUAUGUGCGUGCUGUUCACCUGCUGGUCCCCUUUACUGAUACUGAUGCUGAAAAUGAUCUCGACCCACACCUCCUCACACCAGUGCAAGACAGCGGCCUUCAGCUUGUCACCCAGUGCAGAAAUCCAAGCGGUUUGCAAUUUCUAUCUCACCGCCAUACGUCUGGCAUCUCUGAACCAGAUUCUGGACCCUUGGGUUUACUUACUGUUGAGGGAAAUACUUUUCAGAAAAUUCUGCCAAGUUGCCAACGCUGUCUCAAGCUGCUCCAUAGAUGGACCGAAGGAGACCCAGGCAGCUCUCGAUGCCUUGAACAAGCAAGCUGUGGAUACCAGCCUGAGGCAGACAUGAUGAGGUGACGUGAUGGGACUGCGUUUGCCAGCAGUGUUUUAACAAAGCUUGACAAAACAAACGUGUUCUGUUUAGACUUUUAAAAAAUAGGAUAAGUCCUUUUUCUAAUGUGCACCGAAAAGAAGUUCCAUGUAAUGAUUGAAUUAAACGCAGUAAUGAAUCCAGAUCUUCACGCCUACCUGGGGGAAGAGCAGACUCCCCAUGCCUACCUAGAGGAUGAGUUGACUCAGCUCUUUCUCAGGGGAUUCAUAAUAUUUACUCAAGCGUAUUUUCUGCUUGGUGGCUCAAUCAAGCCUUACAAACAUUAUCAUCUGAUGCUGCAGAUUGGUGCUUGAAGAUAUUGUGCCAAAGAAAGUCCUCGCCUUUAUUUAUUGUUGUUGAGUGUUGGUUUGAUCCUCUGACCAUCUUUGAAAGAAUAAGACAUCUCUGGCAAACCACCUCAUGAAGUAACUAAGCCUUCAGUGUGCGGUUCAAGUAUGCAGGAAUAUUGUGUCAAAUGUUCUUGUUUUGUCUGAAAAUGACACAAAAAGGUGGAAAACAGUAAACCAUUAACAUUACAUCUGUUAUUUAACCUUUCCUUUAAUAGUAUUUGUUUAGUACUGUACAUUCCCAGUUUGGAAUUGCCAAAAGUUUUAUCCACUUAGCUUAAAAUCGAAAGUUGUGUUCCUGUGUCCUUGCUCCUUCAUCAUGCCCACCUCUCCGUGCCAUUCGCCAUGGUUAUGGCACUUUACCCGUCUCUCUUGUGUGCCUGGAAAGAGCGCCUCUUAACUCCCUGACAUGACUGAGAGUUUUCAAGUGCCUGCCAAGUCAUGGAAGUCGCUGUGGCACCAAAAGACGAAGACGCCCUCUCUAAUGUUGUGCAGCUCUGGACCUGAUGCUCUCUAGGGAGUUUCCUGCUCAUUGCUGGCUAAUGAAAUGGCGCAUGGCUGCAUCAGUGAUGUCUAGACCAUAGGGCUCAGUCUGCACUUUAAGUAAACACCUUUAAUGGUUGAGCCAGUCAGGAGCCUGCUUAUCUAAUUCAAGAUUCAAGGUUUCUUUACUUACCAUAUACAACAAGUGUAUUGGAAUGCUUACUCGUUCGGCUGUACCCAGUAACGUUAGAGAAAAGAAACAAAUAGGCACAAAUGACAAACAGACAUGGUCAAUACAUUUAGACAAUAGACGUUAGAAUACAGGCAACAGGACAUAGUGCAAAUAGUGCACUUGAGAUGUACCGGGAAAAAAAACAGUAAUAAUUGUCUAUCCAAAUGCUUAAUUGUUCUCCUAACUUUGAUUCAGGAUGCUUUGCUUGAAUUUCUGUGCUGGGGGUAUUAUAAAUUGAAGGUCUCCUGGUGUGUGAUGGGCAAUCCUUACAUUGUUAAUAUUCUCAGUCUUGAAAAACAACAGACCAAAUGUUUGGCUGCAGUUCAAAAGAUACAGAGCAAAUGGAUGUUUAAGAGCACAGUCAACAGUGGGCUCACAGGAAGUAAAUUUGAAACUUUUCACUUCUGCUUUUGUCAGGCAAAUGAACAUUAUCAGAUGUUACAGCCAUUUGACAUCAACUACAUUAGAGGGCAGCACAGAAUUUUAGUAUUUAAUAUAAUUACAUUUCGAAUAGAAUAUAAACAUGCAUAAAGUCUUCACUCGGGUUAGGUGUGUUCAAGCAGAGUCCCUUUAUACACGCGCAUGGGGAGGAUAUAAUCAUGCAGAUCUGAGAGGAGCCUCUCAUACAGACCUGUGAGUAACCUCUCCACCAAGAUGAUAAAUGCAAUGAGUUUUAUACAGCAAAUUCACACAAGAGAGCUCAUUCUAAGUUUCCAUAUUGAGUUGUUUUUCUCUCUACAAACAUUUCUUUGUAAUUGACCACAUUCUUCUUAAGAAGCAGUUCUACCUUGCAUACAGACAAAUGGAAGUAUAUAAAUAAAAGGUGUGAAAUGAGCUAGA
Molecule: messenger RNA, 4279 nt
Organism: Lepisosteus oculatus (spotted gar)
Lineage: Eukaryota; Metazoa; Chordata; Actinopteri; Semionotiformes; Lepisosteidae
Gene: ptger3
Product: prostaglandin E receptor 3 (subtype EP3)
Biological process (GO): phospholipase C-activating G protein-coupled receptor signaling pathway; inflammatory response; positive regulation of cytosolic calcium ion concentration
Cellular component (GO): plasma membrane
Molecular function (GO): prostaglandin E receptor activity
Source: RefSeq, a predicted model, not a curated record